AACGGUGAUCGAGACUUGAUUGUUAGCGGGAAGAUCGUCGUCGAAGUCCAGUAAGAACGCAAACGGUGUACUAGCCAAGAUUGGAGUCCAUCAAGGAUUCCUUAACUCUUCUGUUGAUUUGACCGUGUAUUUUUAUGGAUAUCAUUUGAUUGAUAUGCAACGAGCCCCAGAUCAAGCCGAUGAUAGGAACAACGAGGCCUCCCGGAAUCAAACAAAUUUCAAGCUUCAAGGGUCAAGCCCAGUAUGUGGCAGUAUAGAAUGUGUGCCGUUUCAUGUAACAUUGUUCGCUGGCUUUUCGUUGCUAUUGUCGUUACAAGACGGUGAUUCCUCGGGACCUCUGUGUCGAGCUAUAUGCUUUGUGCACUUCCAUUACUAUCCUUCGCACUUGCCUCAUUGUGGAGCCUGGGGCCUCUUUGCGGCAUUUUCUUUGUUUCUAUCGGUUCUUGUGUUGGACUUCGCUUCUUUCUCUUCCGCAACGAAAUUCGUGACCAGUCAAAUAACCGCCUGUGUAAUAUAUGGCUCAUGGGCGUUCAUCUCUUGCCAGAAAAUGUGCGUUUUCCUGUAUUGACAUGGCAGUAUUACCUUGUUGCGUCAUUAUCACAGACUCCGGAAGUCACUGGCAAUACGCGCGAUCGUCUUGGGUCUCAGUGUUUCCCGCUAGUGUGUUACUAUUCCCCUUUUACCUUACAGGCCACCAAAAGUUUCCU
Messenger RNA from Suillus clintonianus, 707 nucleotides. RefSeq lists its product as uncharacterized. NCBI's taxonomy places the organism in Eukaryota, Fungi, Basidiomycota, Agaricomycetes, Boletales, Suillaceae. Bases 155 to 568 code for a protein of 137 amino acids. The record is from RefSeq and is a predicted model, not a curated record. The transcript is spliced from 3 exons.